Meleagris gallopavo (turkey) is the source of this 598-nucleotide messenger RNA. NCBI's taxonomy places the organism in Eukaryota, Metazoa, Chordata, Aves, Galliformes, Phasianidae. The record is from RefSeq and is a predicted model, not a curated record.
GUGGCACUGGGAGCACGGACACGGAUGAGUUCCACCCCUUCAUCGAGGCACUGCUGCCCCACGUCCGGGCUUUUUCCUACACCUGGUUCAACCUGCAGGCCCGUAAACGCAAGUACUUCAAGAAGCACGAGAAGAGGAUGUCGAAGGAGGAGGAACGCGCCGUCAAGGACGAGCUGCUGGGCGAGAAGCCCGAGGUCAAGCAGAAAUGGGCCUCACGCCUCCUGGCCAAGCUACGCAAGGACAUCCGGCCCGAGUGCCGCGAGGACUUCGUGCUCUCCGUCACUGGCAAGAAGGCGCCUUGCUGCGUCCUCUCCAACCCCGACCAGAAGGGGAAGAUUCGCCGUAUCGACUGCCUGCGCCAGGCUGACAAGGUGUGGAGGCUGGACCUGGUGAUGGUCAUCCUGUUCAAGGGCGUCCCGUUGGAGAGCACCGACGGCGAGCGCCUGGCCAAGGCCCCGCAGUGCGCCAGCCCCGGGCUCUGCGUGCAGCCCCAUCACAUCGGAGUCACCAUCAAGGAGCUCGAUCUCUACUUGGCCUUCUUUGUGCAGGCGCCCGGUGAGUGGGGGGCCGUGGGGGCUGGCUGUGCCGGGAGCCCCGC